Messenger RNA from Fimicolochytrium jonesii, 681 nucleotides. RefSeq names its product NUDIX hydrolase domain-like protein. Gene Ontology annotation, cellular component: cytoplasm. Bases 1 to 681 code for a protein of 226 amino acids. The transcript has 4 exons. Gene Ontology annotation, biological process: isopentenyl diphosphate biosynthetic process; isoprenoid biosynthetic process. The record is from RefSeq and is a predicted model, not a curated record. Gene Ontology annotation, molecular function: isopentenyl-diphosphate delta-isomerase activity. NCBI's taxonomy places the organism in Eukaryota, Fungi, Chytridiomycota, Chytridiomycetes, Spizellomycetales, Powellomycetaceae.
AUGAGCGUCGACUGGGCUACAUACGACGUCGAGCAGGUCCGCCUUAUGGCAGAGCAAUGCAUUGUCGUGGACCACAACGACAAGCCGCUCAACGGCGACAGCAAGGAGAACUGUCAUCUCAUGGCAAACAUUGAAAAGGGUCUCCUCCACCGUGCGUUCAGCGUGUUCAUUUUCAACUCCGAAGGCAAACUCCUCCUUCAGCAGCGAGCAGACGAAAAGAUCACCUUCCCGGGAUACUUUACCAAUACUUGCUGCUCACAUCCACUCAUGACCGCCGAAGAGACGGAGGAGGAAGAUCAGCUGGGAGCGAGACGGGCGGCACAACGGAAAUUGGAGCACGAGUUGGGCAUACCACCUAGCCAGGUCCCAUUAGACCGCCUCGAGUACUUGACGAGGAUACACUACUUGGCGCCGUCCGACGGGUUAUGGGGAGAGCAUGAAAUCGACUACAUUUUCGUAUACCAAGGGGAGGUUGAAUGCAACCCCAACCCCAACGAAGUCAAAUCCAUUCGCUACGUGAGCAAGGCCGAGUUACAGGAGAUCUUUACCACAGCAGAUCAAAAAGGAAUGCUCCUCACACCGUGGUUCCGGCUAAUCGUAGAAAAGUUUCUCUACAAGUGGUGGGACAACCUGGACAAUCUGAAGGCAUUCAAUGACGUGGACACCAUCCACCGCAUGUAA